Miscanthus lutarioriparius is the source of this 1782-nucleotide messenger RNA. NCBI's taxonomy places the organism in Eukaryota, Viridiplantae, Streptophyta, Magnoliopsida, Poales, Poaceae. The record is from the annotation of a GenBank genome assembly.
AUGCCGCGCAAGCGACAGAAGCGGGGGUGGGAGGGCGGAGACGGAGGCCGCGACGGCGACGAUGACAGAGAGGAAGGCAGCGUAGCAGGCAGCGGAGGAGGCUCACCGCCGCAGCCGGCCGCUUCCUCCUCCGCGCAGGCGCUGAAGCGGCUGUGCCGCUUGCCGUCCGACCUUGGGAUUAGGGGCUGUAGUUGCAGUUGCAGCCAUCACCAGGGACAGGGGCUCCCCACUGGCUGUCCCUGUGUGCAAGCGGUCAAGACAAGAAUCAACGCUGCUAUUAGCCGGUUUAUGGAAGAGGUGGCACAAGUACUUACAAGCUCCUGGAACCUUUCUCCUAAUCCACAAGAGAGAAUUGAACAGAACCUGCCUCCAACCUACAAACUCACCUUCGUGAAUUCCAUGAGCGACAAAAUUUUUACAAAGAGGGAGGUCCGGGCAGCGGGUGGGGGUCACCUCAUGAUAAAAUUGGCUGUAAGCAAUCAGCAAGGUAGCAACUUUCCCCAGCUUCUCUCGGCCAAUGUCAAGGUUUUGGUUCUGGAUGGUGACUUCAAUGCGGACAAUCGUGAGUGCUGGACAUCCGAGGAGUUUGAACACCAUAUAAUGAUCCCACGGGACAAAAUUGGGGCGUUCACAAGGAGUGGCAAGUUUAGGCUUGGGGUAAUGCUUAUUGAUAAUCAUGGUGAAAGAGUUCAAGAAGCUAUAACUGAACCUUUCACAGUGAAGGACCGCCGAGGGGAAGGAUACAAAAAAUGUGAUAUUCCAACACUGGAUGAUGAAGUAUGGCGCCUGGACAAGAUUGCAAAAAAGGGUCCCUUCUGUAAGUCAUUGGAGCAGAGAGGCAUUACUUUGGUGAAGCACUUCCUGAGGCUGUAUUAUAUGGAUGAGAAAACACUGCGCAAUAUUCUCAGCAGUGCCUCAGAUGCAUUCUGGAAAAAGAUGGUUAAUCAUGCUAAGAAGUGUGAUCCUGGCACAGCCCUUUACUCUCACUUUAUGGAAGACAAGAAAAUUAGGCUGUACUUCACUUGUGUGGGUCAGAUUGUAGGAGCAACAAUAGCUGACCAGUAUCAUGUUUAUGAUGAUCUUGAUACAAUUUGGAAGGACCAAGUGAAAAAGUGGAGUAAGGAUGCAUAUGAAUGUAUGGACUAUCAUCAACAUGAUUAUGAAAUGUAUAAUAGACAACCAAGAGCAAUUAACUCCACUACUCUCCAGGGAUCAAUCAUGUCACCAACUAAGCCUACUGGUCAAAUUAUUCAUGAAACUGAUGAACAAGAUACUUCAGAGGUGAACCGAGUUUUUGGUGUAUUCUCCCAGCAGUUUCCACUCCAGAGGAUUGGGUCCAGGAGAGUAAGGGCGUUACCUUGUGUACAAGAAAACAAUGAAACUAAAAAAGUGGAAAGCAGUACACCAAAUAGUGUCCCUUUUGCAGAUUAUCCAGUUUGCUGUACAGAGCAGGGGGGACCUUCUCAGUGCCCAUUUCCUCCCUCUCUAACCGUGCCAGCUGAUUGUCCUGGUUUCUCAUUGCAACAUAGCUUCAGCGAGAGUGACCUCCACGAGAUAAUGAAGAUGUUGGAGCCAGAUGAGCCACACGAAGAACUGCUCAUCAAUAAGAUCUCUCAGUUUUCCACUGCCAAUUUGAGCGACAUGCCAGCUGAUGUUCGCUGCUUCAUGGUGAAGCUGCUCUCCUUCCCCAGGUGGAUAAAAUUGGCUGCUCCUGUGAAGUGGAUGGCUAUAAUGUCUUCAUCUAAGAAAAUAAGGGCUGCAAAGGGCAAGGCUCAUGCUUGA